AUGGCAAGUACAGGGAAGGCAGAGAUACCCCCCGAAGAUCGCAUUGCGGUUCGAGACAAAUGCGUGGUCUCGCUGGGAAACAUGGUCGAGGUGAUGGUGAACUGGGUGAUCAUGGGCAAGCUCUGGCUCCUGGUCUUCAACAUCGGCUUCGGGCUGUCCCCGGCUAUCCUGGGUUGGCUGCUUCUGGGCUUCAAAACUUGGGAUGCCGCCGUCGAUCCAAUUAUCGGCAAUCUCUCCGACAACACGCGGACGCGGUGGGGACGGCGCAGGCCAUACAUCGUGGUCUUUGCCAUCAUAACCGGCCUGGUUUCGCCCAUGCUCUGGUUCAUGGGCUCGGACUGGAGUGAGUUUGCGCAAUACGCCUGGAUCGUUGUCUUCGGCCUCUUGCUCUACACUAGCUUCUCGCUUUGGGGCAUGCCCUAUUACAGCUUCAUGCUGGAGUUGACGCCGAACUAUGAUGAGCGCACUCGCCUCUGUGCUUACAGAACCUUCUUCAGCAAGCUGACGAUACCGGUUGGUGGUCUGAGCGUGUUCCUCGUCUCGCUGCCAUUCUUUGGAGAAAAUGGAGAGUCGGACGUGGUGAAUGGCGUGCGACACAUCAGUGUGCUGAUGGCGAUCCUCAUCAUCGUUUUCGGCACACUGCCCGGCGUUUUCGUGAAGGAGCGCUAUUACGAGAAAGCCUCCAGCAAGGCUGAGAAGGAAUCGCUACUGAAGAGCCUCAGGAAGACAUUCUCCUGCAAGCCGCUGUGGCUACUCUGCGGCAUGGUCUUCUUCAACAUCCUGGGCACGGUCUCUAUUGUUAAUCUGGGCACCUAUCUGAAUCUCUAUCUCAUCAACGAUGGCCAGCUCUUUGACGCGUCCAAGAUAGAACUUUGGAAGGACGUCACCAUGAUGGCUGUCGGCAUUGCCGCCCUGCCUGCCUGGGUCUGGCUCAGCGAGAAAUCCGACAAAAAGCUGUCGAUGGCGAUCGUUCUGUUAUCUGCCUUUGUCGGACAGUGGAUGGCGUAUUACUGCAUCAACCCGGAGUAUCCAUAUCUACAGCUGAUACCAGCUGCUUUUGGCUCGGCAAUCACCGGGUCCCUGUGGUUGAUUGUCCCUUCUAUGACAGCGGAUAUUGCUGACUAUGAUGAGAAGCAUACGGGGCUGCGUCGAGAAGGCAGCCUCAAUGCCGUUUUCUCGUUGAGUGUUCAUGUCGCAUUUGCCCUCGGUGCAGGCCUGUCAGGAGUCCUGAUUGACAUGACCGGCUUCGAUGUGGACUUGGGUAAGGAGCAACCAGCAGAGGUACUCGAUGCCAUGUUCAACACCUACAUCUGGUUCCCCAUUGUCAUCUGGAUCAUCAGCCUCGUGUUCCUGGCCUUGUACCAACUGGACAGGAACAAGUUGAAGGACAUUCGUGCAGAGCUCGAGGCGCGCCGAGGAAAGCUCUAG
Molecule: messenger RNA, 1428 nt
Organism: Symbiodinium natans
Lineage: Eukaryota; Dinophyceae; Suessiales; Symbiodiniaceae
Source: the annotation of a GenBank genome assembly